ACGCAUAGAACGGUUCACAUACCACUGAGAACCUGCUUCAUUGCGUUGUUUCAACCAGGGAGUUCAUUGGUUGCAUAGGCAGGGUCUGACACAACAAGACAGGGAAGUAGAGAGCCAUCCAAAUAACAAGCAUCAGAAGAAUAUAGCGACCGAAGAGAGGCUGCAAAGUGAAGAGGGGCGAUAAAGAUAAAAGCUUGAUAUAGCUAGAGUUAGCUUAGCGCCCAUGCUGACGUUACUAGCUAGCUACUGUACGUCGCAACGGCCCCAACGACCCCGCAGAGAACAAGCAAAACAACAUCCAAAGGCGAUAGUCAGAAGGCAGGGUUUACAACUGUAUUUCAAUGCUAUUUUUAAGUAAAAGGAGGUUCGAGCAUGAUGUCCUGCUCUGGUAACCUGGUUUGGGAUGUUAACAAGCGCUCAAUUGGAUAUAAUGAACCGAAUGCUGUCAGGAUCAACUACUUAGGCAGAAGAGAAUUUGUCCAGCGGUUGAAACUCGAAGCGACACUCAAUGUCCACGAUGGCUGUGUCAAUACCAUAUCCUGGAACGAUACAGGGGAGUACAUCCUGUCAGGGUCAGACGAUACCAACCUGGUCAUCACAAACCCAUACAACAGAAAGGUAAGGAGAGCUAGAGUCUGA
Messenger RNA from Oncorhynchus keta (chum salmon), 639 nucleotides. Its product is annotated as DDB1- and CUL4-associated factor 6-like. The transcript has 3 exons. Gene Ontology annotation, biological process: positive regulation of transcription by RNA polymerase II. The record is from RefSeq and is a predicted model, not a curated record. Gene Ontology annotation, cellular component: Cul4-RING E3 ubiquitin ligase complex; cytoplasm. Lineage: Eukaryota; Metazoa; Chordata; Actinopteri; Salmoniformes; Salmonidae. Gene Ontology annotation, molecular function: protein binding. The coding region runs from base 373 to 639 and encodes 88 amino acids.